This is a messenger RNA of Solea senegalensis (Senegalese sole), 2280 nucleotides long. RefSeq names its product chloride intracellular channel 5a (gene clic5a). Bases 115 to 1122 code for a protein of 335 amino acids. Lineage: Eukaryota; Metazoa; Chordata; Actinopteri; Pleuronectiformes; Soleidae. The record is from RefSeq and is a predicted model, not a curated record. The transcript is spliced from 6 exons.
ACGUCGUCCGCUCCUCACCCUCACGUCGUCCGCUCCUCACCCUCACAUCGGCCACCGUCCCCGGACAACGACGGCGACUUCUGCGUGACCUCAGACGAGGAGCCUUCACACCUGAUGGCCCAGUACGAGAACAUGCCCCCGAUCCCUUCUCCUCCUCCUCUUCCACCGCUGCUGUGUCCGACCGAGGAGCCACGGAGCAGAUCUUCAUCGUCCUCGUCCUCCUCCUCAGCCGCAUACUUGGAAGAGAAAGUCACGGACAGAGAGGAGAAGGUGGAGGAGAAGGUGGAGUGGGAGAGGAGAUCUGCAGGAGUGGACGAGGUGGAUGUAAGGAGCUUAUCACGCAGGUCCUCCUCUUCCUCCUCCUCAUCCUCCUCCUCAUCAUCCAAAAGCUCAGAGAAUGAAGGGGACACAACGGUCACACUGUUUGUCAAGGCUGGCAGUGAUGGAGAGAGCAUUGGAAACUGUCCGUUCUCUCAGCGACUCUUCAUGAUCCUGUGGCUCAAAGGCGUCGUCUUUAAUGUCACCACCGUCGACCUGAAGAGGAAACCAGCCGACCUUCACAACCUGGCUCCAGGGACACACCCGCCCUUCCUCACCUUCCAGGGUGAGGUUCUCACCGACGUCAACAAGAUCGAGGAGCACCUGGAGGCCAGGCUGGCUCCACCCAAGUAUCCCAAACUGGCACCAAAGAACCGUGAGUCCAACACAGCGGGGAACGACGUGUUUGCCAAGUUCUCCGCUUACGUCAAAAACACCAGAGCAGAUAAACACAGAGAUCUAGAAAAGAGUCUCAACAAGGCUUUGGCGAAACUGGACGAGUAUCUGAUGAGUCCACUUCCUGAGGAGGAGCAGGACGGACGCCACCGCGGCAAAGAAGAGUCUGCUCGCAGAUAUCUGGAUGGAGACGAGCUGACGCUGUCCGACUGUAACCUGCUCCCCAAACUCCACGUUUUCAAGGUGGUGGCGAAGAAGUACCGAAACUACGACAUCCCGUCUGAAUUCAGAGGGGUGUGGCGUUACCUUGGCAACGCCUACAAUAGAGACGAGUUCACCAACACGUGUGCAGCAGAUGCGGAAAUUGAGCUCGCAUACAAGGACGUGGCCAAGAGGCUGGGGAAGUGACCGCAGCGCGACCGCGACGUCUGUCGUCAAAUCUGUUUCUUUACAGAAAAUAUACUAAACUAAAUUUACUAUCAAACUUUUCCACAGAAUGUUUACUUUAAAAAAUAAAAGAAUGACAUGAAAUAUGUAUCCAAACGUAACGCGACGUCUCUGCUUGUGACAAACUAACACAGGACGUUUGUCGGUUGUUCUCUGUUGCCGACAGUUCUCAAAAAAUAUUGUUAAUUUUACUCAAUCUUGGUCACUAAACAUUAGCAUAAACAUUUUCUGUCUUAAAAGAAAUUUAAAAAAUGCUAACUUCAAUGAUAGCAUGUGGGCUAACUAGCACUACCAAUGCCAAGCUGCGCUAACUAAACACAAAUAAGAUAUCAAGAAAACAUAAGCAGCCACGGCGGCUAAAUUUCUGACCCAACACAUUCAUAGUCAGAUUUUAGCCUAGCAUUAGCAGCGUUGAUAAGCUAACCUAAGACAAAAUAAUAAUAAUAAAAAAAACAAGAACUCACGGCAGCCAUUUUGUGAUGUUUUAGCAGUAAGAACACAAUGUAUCUACUUUUAAUUUGAAUUCUCAAUCUUGGUAAGCCACAGUCAGGAGCUAAAUGUUAGCAUAAACGUUUAGCUAAGAAAAGGUUACAGCAACCUUUCAUUUUCUGUCAUAAAAAAUACGUGAUCAAACAUGCUAACCUAGUAAAAAAAAAAAGUGUGUUUAUCUACUUUAAUGUUAGUAUGUAAUAGCUAACUAGUACUACCCAUGCCAAGCUACGCUGCCUAAACACACAGGACAUUGAAAACAAAUUCAAAACAAACAUUUAGCUAGGUUUUCACUAAUUUAGCAUACAUUUAGCUAGGCUCAUUUAGCAUUCACAACUCACCAACAGAGCCCUGGAGACUCAUGAGUUUAGCCUAGCAUUAGCAGUGUUGCUAAGCUAACCUGCAACAAGAUACAAAACAAACUAAAUUUACCACACGUCGUAUUGAAGCUAACGUUAGCCAGACAUGAUAGUUAGCUCCUUCCUGAGUGAGUCAGCAUGUUAGCAUAGCCACUGUUAGCUGGAUUAUUUACACCUGUGCUUCAUCUUUAUAAAAUGGCCGCUGUGAGAAAAAAAAGCUUUUUAUUUUGUUAAUGUGAGAAAGAGAAGUAAAUUAAAAGAAUACUUAUUA